Molecule: messenger RNA, 393 nt
Organism: Prorocentrum cordatum
Lineage: Eukaryota; Dinophyceae; Prorocentrales; Prorocentraceae
Source: the annotation of a GenBank genome assembly
AUGAUCCGGUUUGACUCCGAGGCCCAGGCGCGGCAGUGGCAGCAGGUGCUCGCGCGCGCGGCGGCGCUGAGCGCGCCCUCCGCGCAGCGCAUCCAGCAGCUCCUGGACGACCUGGACACGCUGAGCGCCAGCAACUGCAGCCUCGAGCGGUCCUGCACCAGCCGGGCGGUGCAGCGCGCAGCGGCCGGGAGCCCCCCGGCGGCGCCCGGGGCGCCGCCCGCCGCGGCGGCGCCCGCCGCGGCGGCGCCGCGGCCGCGGUCGCCGGCCCGGCUGGAGAAGCUGCGGCAGUCCGGGGAGGCUCGGCUCCUGGGCCUCCCACCCCUGGCCCUCGAGUCCGCGCCGGCCUUCCCAGAGCCCGCCGGGGCCCCGCCGGCAGGGAGCGCCGGCGGCUGA